Molecule: messenger RNA, 1851 nt
Organism: Fusarium pseudograminearum CS3096
Lineage: Eukaryota; Fungi; Ascomycota; Sordariomycetes; Hypocreales; Nectriaceae
Exons: 3
Coding region: 1-1851 (616 amino acids)
Biological process (GO): mitochondrial respiratory chain complex III assembly; protein insertion into mitochondrial inner membrane from matrix
Cellular component (GO): mitochondrial inner membrane
Molecular function (GO): ATP binding; ATP hydrolysis activity
Source: RefSeq, a predicted model, not a curated record
AUGGCUUCGCCUUGGCUCAAGGUCAUGAACGAUACAUCGCAGCCAGCCAACUCAUCGACCACUUUCCCUGGCAUUUUGGACAGCGUUCUUACGACUGCGGGCCAAGCAUCGCCACUUCUCCAACUCUUUCUCUUCAUCUACCGAUUGGUUGGUGCGCAGCUAGGUCUGGAUCCCUCCAUACUCCUGACAUGUCUCGGCUGUCUUUGGGGUCUAUCGAAACUGUUUGACCAGGUAUGGGCCAUCAUAGAUAACUUCAUCACUGGCUACCUGCGAUGCACAGUCUGCGUUACCGAAGAUGAUCAGAUAUACCACACACUCAUGCAGUUUCUUUCCGAACAACAAGACAUCGCCACCAACCGGCAUCUAACUGCUCAGACUGUCUACAAAAGCGCUUGGGAUGAAGAAGAGGAUUCGGCUGAUGCCUUGGCAACGACAAUGGUCGAAGACAACCAGGACUCACCCAAGUAUCUGAACUUUGCUAGCGAUGCCGCCAGAUGCAACCCACGAUACGUCCCAGCUAUGGGCACCACCGGAUUCUGGCACAACCGAACAUUCUUCAGAGUGUACCGCAGAAAGGAAACUUUGCAGAACACCGGUGGAUGGGGAGGAAUGGCCAAGGACGUCGAAGAGCUUAAGAUUUCCUGCUUUGGAAGAUCGACUGACCCCAUCAAGAGCCUCCUGAAGGACGCAAAAACCGCUUUUUUUCUCGACACUCGAUACAAGACGGCCAUUUUCCGCCCUAGGAUCAAGGAAAACAGGCGAGAAUCUUGGAGUAUGUGGCAGCAGGUUGCCAGACGACCCAUCAGACCCAUGAGCACUGUCAUUCUGGAGAACCAGGAAAAACACGAGGUACUCAGAGACAUCAAUGAGUAUCUUCAUCCAGCCACACCCAAGUGGUAUGCUUUCCGUGGUAUUCCCCUUCGUCGCGGUUAUCUCUUCCAUGGCCCCCCCGGUACCGGCAAGACCAGUUUCUCCUUUGCAUUGGCUGGAGUUUUCGGCAUCGAUAUCUACGUCAUCAGUCUCCAGGAUCCUACCAUUAGUGAGGAGGACUUGGCUGUGCUGUUUACAAGGCUUCCCCGCCGUUGCAUCGUUCUUCUGGAAGAUAUUGAUACGGCUGGCUUGCGUCGUCCCCAUGACGAAGAGGAAGGCGAAGAAGAAACUGCCGAAGAAACCGGUGACAAGGACGCCCAGCCCAAGAAGAAAAAAAUUAAGCCUAAAAAGGAGACCGAUUCGGACAGCGAUGUGAGCAGUUCCGAGGAGGAAAGAAAGAAGCGUCGAAGAAAGCGACGAAGCAGAAGAUCCAGAGGAAAUUCCGAAAACAAGAGCACUAAUAACAUCUUGGCUGUCGAAAGUAUUUCACUCUCUGGACUCUUGAAUGCUAUUGAUGGCGUCGCGUCGCAUGAGGGUCGCAUUCUCAUCAUGACAACCAACAAGCCGGAGUCGCUUGACGAGGCUCUUAUUCGACCAGGACGUGUCGAUGUACAGGUUGGUUUCAAGAAUGCGACGGGCGAACAGGCAGCGGAACUCUUUUACCGCAUGUAUGAAGUAUCACGAAACAAGCCCAUGCCCAUGUCCAAGACUGGGGCAGCGGCACCGAAAGCUCAGAACGGAAACAUCCACGGCGCUGUGGAUAUUAAGGGACCAGCCACAGAUGUUGAUGAUGAACUCGAAGAAACAUCGAAAGAAUUCGGCAACCUCAUUCCUGAGGACCUGCUCUCGCCCGCCGAGAUUCAAGGAUUCUUACUGAAGCGAAAGAAGAGCCCCAAGAAGGCGUUGGAGGAUGCCAAGGGCUGGAUUGAGGCUACUGUGAAGCAGAAAGAGCUCAAGUCCAAGGUCGCAACUGUUCAGUAA